AUGGCCACCACCUCCUCCGGCACCCUCUGCAAGCACCACAACGCGGCGUCCGUCGCGUCCCGCCAACGCUGCCGCGUCUGCACCGUCGUAUCCAUUGCUGCGCUCCUCCUCCUCGCGGUCGUCGCUGCCGUGCUAGCGCUCCGCCCGCGCCCGGCCGUCGCCACGCUCGAGGCGCUCCGCCUCGCCUCGAUCUCCGUCUCCCCGAUCGGCCCCUCCAUGAACGCCACCGUCGACGUCAACCUCGCCAUCGACAACCCGAGCCCCGUGGCCGCCUUCGCGCACGUCGCCGGCCACGCCGAGGUCUACUACCACGGUGCGCUCGCCGCGUACGCCGAGCUGCCCCCCGGGCGUGUCGGCGCGGGCGGCACCGAGGCCAUGACCGUCCGGUUCACCGUGCUCGCCGACCGCCUGGCCGCGCGCACGCCGCAGCUGUACGGCGACAUCAUCGGCGCUGGGGACGUGCCGCUCACGGUGCGGACGGCCAUGCCGGGCACGGCCACGGUGCUCGGCUUCCUGAGGCACCGUGUGGUCGUGAUCACGGUGUGCGACGUCGCGGUGAGCGUGCGCGCGCAGGGCGGGCAGACAUCGUCGUGCCGGUACCGCACGAAGCUCUAG
Messenger RNA from Panicum hallii, 615 nucleotides. RefSeq lists its product as uncharacterized. The record is from RefSeq and is a predicted model, not a curated record. NCBI's taxonomy places the organism in Eukaryota, Viridiplantae, Streptophyta, Magnoliopsida, Poales, Poaceae. The transcript has a single exon. Bases 1 to 615 code for a protein of 204 amino acids.